GGCAGGAGAAGGAGGAGGAAGGCACUCGGAGGAGGAUGGAGACAUCGGGGUGGGAGGCACGGGAAGGAGGAGGAGUGGGCCCCGUCCCGCUGGCUGCUCAGUCCCCAGUGAUGGGGCUGCACCGGCUGGGACCCCUUUGCGCCGGGGCUCUGCUCUGGGCCCUGCUCGCCGCCUCAGCCCCUCUCGGCCCCCGCAGGGAAAACUCGGCAUCCUCCUCCUCCUCAUCUCCGCGUGUGCGGGUGGGAGCCGCGGCAUGGCGGGGAGACACGGGGCCCGGGGCACAGCCGACAGGGUUGCUCGAGAAUUCUCUGAGGAGGCACGGAGCGAAGGGAACGCGGCCGGGAAAACAUCACUAUCAGCAGCAUCAUCAGCAGCAGAAGCACGCUCAGCCUCAGGGAGACGAGCCCGCAGGGUUCCCGCUACUCUUCAGCCUCCCGGACUUCUCCCAAGCCGACUUCAACCAACCCAACCCCAACAUCCAGGUGACCAUUGAGGUGGUGAGCAGCCCCGAGAUGGAGCUGGACCUGGUGACCGGGGCCGGCCGCCUCGAUUGGCCGGAGCCGCGCGGCGACGCCGCGGCUGCCCAGCUGGCGCCCCGCUGGCUCCUCCAACUGUGGCAGAGGUCGCUCGAGGGGUCAAAGGGCGCCAAGGCCGGCGGGCAAUCGGAUUACAGCUACUACGAAGAGGAGGAUGGCGAGGAUGAUGAUGAUAAUGUGGGGUACGGGGACGGUGCGGACGAUGGGGCCUUUUUUGGGUCACGCAGACGAGGCCAGCAGAUGGUGAGCAUCGGGGAGGAGGAGGGGACUACUCACGAAGACGACGACGGUGAUGAUUAUGGAGACGCAACGUCACCUCCACCAAUCACGGAGACACGGCUCAACAACACCGGGGCUGACAGCUGUGAGCGGUGGGCGCGAUGCGAGCGCGGCACGGCUCUGCGCCCGUACGUGCGCCGCGUGCUCGCCGAGCUGCCCUCCUGCCCCUGCGUCUACCCCCGGCAGGUCGCCUACGGCAGCGCCCUCAUCCCAGAGCCCCCCGAGUCGGGGGCAGCAGCGGCAGGGGGAGCACUGGGGGCAGCUGAAUCUUUGGAUUCAUUAUCACGGUCGCAAUCGCCGCCGCCCUCCUCCUCGUCCUCCUCGUCCUCGUCCCCGCCACGCCGCGCUCGCUCCGUGCGCUGGCGCGACGCGAGCGGCCCUCACGAGCGCCUGGACGUCUACAAGCCCUCGGCACGCUACUGCAUCCGCUCCGUCCCGCACACGCAGCCCGCUCCCUCGUCCUCCUCCUCGUCGUCACCGAGGCACCGCCGCCGCCCGGCUCCCACCCACGCUCCUCCUCCUCCUCUUCCGCCGUCGUCGCCGCUGCUGGCGGCUCAGCAGUGCUGCUACGACGCGGCGAUGCGCCUCGUGACUCGGGGGCCCGGCGCGGGCACGCCCAGCCUGGUGAGCGCCGACCUCUCCCCCGAGCUGCACCGCCGCCUCGACGUGGGGCCGUGGCUGGCGUGCCGCGGGGACUGGAGCCGCUACAACGCCGCGCGACCACCCAACAACCGCCGCGGCUGCGCCGAGAGCCCCCGGGACGCCGACUUCGACCGCCUCCUCGGGCAGGCCGCGGACUUCUGACUCUGCUCGUGCGUGGGUGGGGGAGAUGGAAUUUAUACUGGAGGAGGAAUCCGAUGAACUGUGAAGCUCUUUUUCACGGAUGUUGGGUAAAGGGUGGGGGGGUGGGUUGGAUCACGGGAGUGUUUUGAAGGGUGUAUGUGAGAGAGUGUGAGUGAGCGGUAGUGUAGCGGUUAGCGCGCUGCGCUAUGAACCUGGUGACCCAGGUUCGAUUCCCGCUCACGGCCAACACCAGUGACGAUUAUCUGAACCGGUCC
Molecule: messenger RNA, 1873 nt
Organism: Petromyzon marinus (sea lamprey)
Lineage: Eukaryota; Metazoa; Chordata; Hyperoartia; Petromyzontiformes; Petromyzontidae
Product: isthmin-1-like
Source: RefSeq, a predicted model, not a curated record